CUGAGCAAUUCAGGCUGAGGCGGGCGCAACCGCACUAGAGGGAAAGUCAAGUCGUGCUGGACUGGCGCGAUCUCCUCGCACUGUUUCCAAAUAAAAGGAAGGACUCAAAUCCGCAAACAAUCAUGCUUCUAAAAUAAUGCAACAUGUCGAUCGGGUCUUUGCGAGGCAUGGCUUUCGUUUUAACGAGCUUGUUCCUGUUUUGUGCGAGUACUGUUUGUGAGACGCAACACAGUGAAACCAGUAUUUAUUUGGAUAAUAUCACGCGUAUAUUGGAUAGAUUACUGGAUGGCUAUGACAACAGGCUGCGACCUGGAUUUGGAGGUCCCGUCACGGAGGUCAAAACUGACAUCUUUGUCACCAGCUUUGGUCCAGUUUCAGAUGUAGAGAUGGAGUACACCAUGGAUGUGUUCUUUCGUCAGACGUGGAUUGAUGAGCGGCUCAAAUUUGAAGGCCCAAUUGAGAUCCUGCGGCUAAACAACCUUAUGGUCAGCAAAAUCUGGACCCCCGACACAUUUUUCCGGAAUGGCAAGAGGUCAAUCUCUCACAACAUGACCACUCCAAACAAGCUGUUCCGCAUCAUGCAAAACGGAACCAUCCUCUACACCAUGAGAUUAACUAUAAAUGCAGAGUGUCCAAUGCGCCUCAUGAACUUCCCAAUGGAUGGCCAUGCCUGCCCACUCAAAUUCGGGAGCUAUGCAUACCCCAUCAGUGAGAUUGUGUACACAUGGAAGAAAGGACCUUUAUCUUCUGUUGAAGUCCCACAGGAAUCAUCCAGCUUGUUGCAGUAUGACCUUAUUGGCCAGACUGUAUCAAGCGAGAGGCUGAAGUCCAACACAGGUGAAUAUGUCAUAAUGACUGUCCACUUCCAUCUUCAAAGGAAAAUGGGUUUCUUCCUGAUUCAGACCUACAUUCCCUGCAUAAUGACUGUCAUUCUGGCACAAGUUUCCUUCUGGAUUAACAAGGAAUCAGUUCCAGCUCGGACUGUCUUUGGCAUCACCACUGUCCUGACCAUGACAACAUUAAGCAUCAGUGCACGGCACUCCCUCCCAAAAGUUUCGUAUGCCACCGCGAUGGAUUGGUUCAUUGCUGUGUGCUUUGCCUUCGUCUUCUCUGCCCUCAUUGAGUUUGCGGCUGUCAACUACUUUUCAACACUCCAAGCCAACCGAGAGCUGCGAAAGGCAGCAGCCAUAAAGGCAGCCGCUCAAGAAGCAGCAGCAGCUGCAGCCGUGGUUCCAGCAGCAAGCACAGGGACAGAGGGAGACGUUGCUUCAGUGGAUGCCAAUAGUGUAUUGAAGAAGAGGAUGAACUCUGCGCCGGUUUUCGAUCGCCCUGCAAAAACUUUUCCAAACCCUCCUGUCAAUGCCCAGGCGUUCCUCCAGCAAGGCUCUGCAGUUCCGGCCAACAACGUCCUGACAGGCACCAGCAUCAUUGACAAAUACUCACGCAUCCUUUUCCCCCUUUCGUUUGGCGCCUUUAACCUGGUCUACUGGAUCGUUUAUCUCACCAAGGACACCAUGGAGAUGUCAAGGGAUACUGUCUAAGAUUAUGUCUUCCUGGAGAAUAGAAAUACCUGAACAAUCAACACACACGCAGAUGCACUCACACAUACCAAUGUUCUGCUUCUUCACACAUUAAAAUAGGUAACAGACGCUUGCCAAGCACUCUUUUAUGCAGCCUCAGUGCAUUCUAUUUCCUUUUAAGUACUCCCAUGGAACAUAAGUCUUUUGAGAACAGAUGUACCAAUUCCAAUUGCCAACUUGACCAUGGAGCUCAAAGCCAUGUGGGGCCACAAGUACUGGAUCCAUUUCAAACAACAGCUACUCUCACUUUUCUUUUUUCUUUUUUAUUUCAUUUGUUUCAUGUUAACAUAAAAAUAAAUUGUUAUAUGUUAAAACAA
Molecule: messenger RNA, 1897 nt
Organism: Poecilia latipinna (sailfin molly)
Lineage: Eukaryota; Metazoa; Chordata; Actinopteri; Cyprinodontiformes; Poeciliidae
Gene: gabra6b
Product: gamma-aminobutyric acid type A receptor subunit alpha6b
Exons: 10
Coding region: 144-1541 (465 amino acids)
Biological process (GO): monoatomic ion transmembrane transport
Cellular component (GO): membrane
Molecular function (GO): GABA-A receptor activity; extracellular ligand-gated monoatomic ion channel activity
Source: RefSeq, a predicted model, not a curated record